AUGAUGCACAGUGUUCUGCGAGUUUACCUUGUGCUCUUCCUCAACCUGAAGGGUUUGAGAGCAGCAGGGCUUCUCAGGCAGCCCUGCCCACCGGGUUAUGUACAGGUGGCCCCGGUCCACUUCGACUGCGCCAGGUCAGGGGUGGCCUUGGAAGCCAGAUACCUUGCCCCGGCCGGGGAGACGAGCACUGUCUUUGUGCUGCCAUUGGGCGUCACGAACUUCGAGGUCUCCUUGCAGCCCGAAGUUCCUGGUAGUCAAGUGGAUUGGCUCGUCACGCUCGGAAGCAAGCAGCUUGUCGGGCCGUCAGGAGUGGUGGACGAUCAGAGGAGAUUCGGAAGUGAUGAGGGUCUGCAGAUCAACUUCUCAGGGAGCAAGGCACAGAAAGAGAAAGUGGCAUUCAAAGGAACCACAUUGGCACCUUUGACAUUCCAGGUUCGGAAUAGAGAUUUGUACCCGCAGCUUCUGCAUCUUGU
Symbiodinium necroappetens is the source of this 473-nucleotide messenger RNA. Lineage: Eukaryota; Dinophyceae; Suessiales; Symbiodiniaceae. The record is from the annotation of a GenBank genome assembly.